AUGAACUCCGAUUCCGAUAUCUCCUGCCCAGAUGUCUACGACGUCUGGGUAUGGAUCCACGUCCCCAAGAUCGAAGGCAUCGAGGAACUGUACUACGACGCACUCAAACGACUCGAAACAGGCGACUACACAGUCUACUACGAAGACCCACGGAGCAUCGACAACCAACGACGCAUCCUAGUGAUGUCCCUUACCAUCGACCAGCACGUCGAUCUACAGAACCGGUCCAACGAGAUCGAAGACCGGCUGAGCGAGGAGAUUGAGAAUAUGCUACAUGUUCUGACAGAGGAGCGCAAGGCGCACGGCGCUCCGGCUGAUUGUCAGUCUCAGAGUGAAUAUGACGGUGACGAGGAGACUGCCGAUGAGUCGGACGGUGAGCCGAAGUCCAGGGCGCAGCUGAGACCUAGGUGGUCGUCGCCGGUGCCGUCUGAGUACGAGUCCGAUGAUGAAGGUGAGGAAGACGAGGACGGGGAUGUCAUUAUGGCUGAGAGCGACGCUGACAAUACCUCUGAUGAGGAGUGUGAGAGCCAGUGCGAGUGCAGGGUGCCUGAUCUGGUGGGAUCCACGGAGUCUGAUUCCGAGUCGGAGUUCGAUGUCGAUGACCUCGAGCUCGAGCUGGAGAGUGGGUAUGAAGAGGGCGUCUUUGAAGAGGGUGACUUGGAAGAGGGUAACGAUGAUGAGAGCGCAAUUGAGGAUGUAAUCCAGGACUAUCUUGACUCUAAUUGA
Messenger RNA from Aspergillus steynii IBT 23096, 726 nucleotides. RefSeq lists its product as uncharacterized. The record is from RefSeq and is a predicted model, not a curated record. The transcript has a single exon. Bases 1 to 726 code for a protein of 241 amino acids. Lineage: Eukaryota; Fungi; Ascomycota; Eurotiomycetes; Eurotiales; Aspergillaceae.